UGGUUAAAUAUAAGAGACCCAGAUGGUCAAGAAGUAAUAACUGCAGCAGAGCAGUCUCUUGGGACUAUGUGUAAUAACUGCAGCAGAGCAGUCUCUUGGGACUAUGUGUAAUAAACUGCAAACCAAAGGAGAAUCCAAGUGAAAGCAAAACUACCACGAUGAACUCACAAACUGAUAAGCUGGUGAGGAGGACAACUAUGGUGGCCACCGCUACUGCUGCCUAUUUCCUCUUGACUGCUGAUUAUGGCUCUGAGCCCAAUGCUCUCGACCCUGUUAAGAGGGCGAUACAGUCUGCUGAAAGUUCUGUGAAAGACUUCAUCUUUGGAGCAAAGAGGCAACCUGAAAAAGAAAUUGAAAAGUUGGCCCCAAACAGUGCUAAGGAACAUCCUUAGUUUAAUAGGCAGUUAACAAUGUAUAGAAAGAUAAUCGUUUUGGGAAUGAUUCUACUGUUCUUGUAAGUUGUAUGCGGUGAUAUAUUUGGACUCUGUGUUCCUUUUGCAGAAGAUAUUUCAUGUUUUGUCUCA
This is a messenger RNA of Prunus dulcis (almond), 524 nucleotides long. RefSeq lists its product as uncharacterized. The transcript is spliced from 3 exons. NCBI's taxonomy places the organism in Eukaryota, Viridiplantae, Streptophyta, Magnoliopsida, Rosales, Rosaceae. Bases 159 to 392 code for a protein of 77 amino acids. The record is from RefSeq and is a predicted model, not a curated record.